AUGGCGAUGUACCUGUUAGCUGUAGUAGGAUUAAUGCUUGCUGCAAGCGCAGUGAACGCCGAACAAGUGAACAACUUUCGCAUGUGCCGGAAUACUCAAUGUGAAGUAUACGAUGUGUUUAUGGAUCCAUGUCCCGAUGCUUUAGACAACCUACCAUGCGAAUUUCUACAAGACAUGAACGCGUCCAUCACAUUCAAAUAUAAACCUAAAUUUGGUUCGACCUUACCAAAGACAAGACUAUACGUUGGAACCGUGUUGAGCCCUGAUUUGGAAUUCCCACUUAUGGACAUGUACACGAACGCAUGCUUAUACACAAGUUGCCCCAUGGUGAAGGACACCGAACAGAUUUGGCUGUUCAGUUUAUUCGUGCCUAAAUACUAUCCUAAGUUUAGUUACAUAGUCAAGUUCAAGUUCUGGAACGACGAACCUAAUGCCCCCAGUAACGACCAAUGCUGCUUUAAAUUCGACGUCAGGAUCGUGUAA
Molecule: messenger RNA, 483 nt
Organism: Macrosiphum euphorbiae (potato aphid)
Lineage: Eukaryota; Metazoa; Arthropoda; Insecta; Hemiptera; Aphididae
Source: the annotation of a GenBank genome assembly